Camelina sativa (false flax) is the source of this 1885-nucleotide messenger RNA. The record is from RefSeq and is a predicted model, not a curated record. Lineage: Eukaryota; Viridiplantae; Streptophyta; Magnoliopsida; Brassicales; Brassicaceae.
UUCUAGUAAUAAAAAUUUUUUUUGUAGAUUCUGGUAAUAUUACUUAAAAUGAGCAACAUUUGAGUAAUUUACCCUAAUCUUUAUCUAUGCUAAACAAUAAUGUUUCUUACGCCGUGGGAGCCUUUUGAUGAAACAGAGUUUAUUCAACAUUUUGGGUUAGCUUCACUCAACCAAAGAGUUGUAAAACUUAAUUAAUUAACAGAGGAGGAACUAAUCCAAAUUUGCUUGCACAGUUGCACUAAAGACUGUUUAUGAUACAUUUAAGCGAUCAAUCUUUAUUCUCUGCUUUUGUGUAUUGUUCUUUUACUGUUUGGCUGAACUAUGUAAUUUUGUGACGUUACUAUAACCAAUAAAUAACACUCUUGAGUCUGAAUAGUAUACUUUAUAAUAAUAACAUUACAUCAUUUUUAAAUCCUAACAUAUGCCAAACAAUCCUCAACGAGUAACCGGAUAAAAAAUAAAUCAAGAAAUUUGAAAGAAUUGGUUACAAAAUAUUAGAGUAAAAACUGAAAACUUUUUAUAAGUGAAAACGUGUUACUAAUGUAUAUUUGAAGAAAGAAUGACUAUACUAGGACAUAAAUCGAUGUUUAUUACUAGACUAGGUUGGUUUAUUUUUAACUUACUAAACUAGUACAAAUAAGUUGUUAAAAAGACGUUUAACCCUUCGUUAGUUGUUUAAUUUCGGAGAUGCCAUUUAGUUUUAAAAAAGUGAUUUAUUUCGUGAAACCCUAUGUAUUCGUGAAAACCCUAAGGAGACUUCAAUCGCUUUUUUCCCUACUGGCGAAGUGAUUGCGGAGGCGAUAUCGGCGGGGGUUCGUACGGAGAUCUCGGUUGGUCGGAAUUUGGGUGUAGAUUUCAGUGGUGGGGAUUCAGACGGAGAUUUCGGUGGCUGGGCAUUCAAGCGAAGACUUCAAUAGAAAUUUGGUUCGUGUUUCCUUGGGAGAUUGUUGAUGAGAUGAGUUCGUGAAGGGGAAAUCAGGCCGUGUUGUGGCGAAAUUGAAAUCGGCGUGAAGAAACCGGUGAGGUGUUAACUACGAACGUUGAGUGGAAAGUAUCUGGGUAGAUAGUGAUGAUGAAAAAAUCGAAAGUUAAGGGAUCAAGUGCAGAGAAGAAGUACCCUCCAAGGCUGUAUCCUGAAGGGAAAUCUCCCCUACAGAGACGGAGUAUGCAUCAUAACUGCACAUUGAGCAGUUUUGGAUUUAUGAAGGAGUGCAUUAGGGAUGAUGUGUACGCGGAUAUCAGAGAUAAUUCGCAAGUAGGUGUUAUCUUAAAACUAGCAGAUAGUGACUAUGUAUGGUGGGCAAAGUUGGUGCACUACAUGUUAACUCGACAGCUGGCAAUAGAGAGGAGCUAUGAGAUGUGGGCAUUGAUUGAAGGGAGUCCUAUCAGGUUUUCUCUUUAUGAGUAUGAAGACAUAUCCGGCCUGAACUGUGAUAUGAUAGAUGAAGAGGAUAAAGUGGAUGUUGAUCACACUGAAUUCUGGGCUGAGUUAAAUGUGGAUGUAGGGGUUGGUCCAAACUGGUUUGAUUUGGAUGAAGCGUUGAAGCAGUGUAGGACCUCGCUUCCUGAAUUGAGAAAGAAGAUUGGACUGUUGUUUGUCCUUCAUGUUGGUAUAUUGGGGCUAUCUCGGUCCAGCAGGAUUCCACUAGAGUAUGCGAAACGAGUUCUGGAUAGUGAGGCUUUUGAGAGAUUUCCUUGGGGUCGUGUUGGUUUUAAAGAGUUGAUUCAGUCAAUAAAAGUUGUGUCCUUUGAGAAUGAUACAUAUGCUAUACAUGGAUGUGUAUAUGUCCUAAUGGUAUGGGCUUUGGAAAGUUUGGUUAACUUUGGAAAAAAGUAUGGGACGAAAAGAAAAAUUGAUGAUGAUGAUGUCGAAGAAGNGAAAUAG